Molecule: messenger RNA, 1687 nt
Organism: Schizophyllum commune H4-8
Lineage: Eukaryota; Fungi; Basidiomycota; Agaricomycetes; Agaricales; Schizophyllaceae
Exons: 1
Coding region: 63-1556 (497 amino acids)
Source: RefSeq, a predicted model, not a curated record
CCAGAGGGGAUGGGGCGAUGUCUGCGCCGGGCUCCCCGCGUUCUCUGUCGCCCACACCGAGCAUGAAUAUGCUGAAUCGGUCGCUAUCUCGCGCUCCCAGCAACGAAUCUCUGGCGCCUCGUCACCUGUCGCCUGCUUGUAGUGGCGAGCAUCUCCCGAGCCAGCGAAGCACGGACAGCCUCACCGGGACCCUUCGCCGUGUCAGCUCUUGGACCAGCUUCAUACUGGGCCGUCCGAUCUCGCCUUCGCCGUCGACGUCUUCCGUGUCUUCUUGUCCUGCUCCCGCUCCUACGCCACCUCGCGCGACGCUCUCUCGAUCGGUCGCUCUGUACAACAUGCGCCCCAGUACGCUGGGCAAGCAACAGCGGGACGCACAGGAGGUCGCUGGUCAUCGAGAGGCGCCGCUGCCCUCGGAUAAGGCACAGUCAACGCCUGUCCGCGGUCCUCCGGAAGCUUCAUUGCCCCCGACUCCGGCAUCGCCUGCCCCUCGUCCGCCUAUGCCUGACUCGCUCUCCUGGCUCAAAGACGUCUCGUUGCAGAUCGUCAUCGACCAAGAAGGUUUUCGUGAAGCCGAACCAUCUUUCCGAUUUGCAGGGUACUCUGCGCAGGCUCGCUCGCUCGAUCCGGAUGACCCUACCUCUGGAGGCGGUGCCGUUCAGUUCAUGCCAGUCAAGCGGCAGGCGUAUCACUUUCAUUAUGCGCCUCUGGAUGGACUGCCCGUGGUCCGCCGCGUUAUGACCAACAACGGCACGCCUAGGGAUAUCAUCUCUCGGCAGGCCAACCUCAGUCUCAAGGCGACCGGCGUCUACACCAUACACGGCUGCGAAUCGGCGACCUUCCACCCCAGUGGUGCCUCUGGGGAUCAGCUAAAGCUCAAGUGGCGCUUCGACUACAUGGUCGACGACCGUCGUCACGAUGCGACUGGGAGGAUCAUGGCGGGGGAGAAGACCUUGACGCCGAUCACGUUCUCGUGCUCGCCCAUGCUUGUCCAUCCUAUGCAGGGGAAGAAGGUCGGCCUCAUGCAGGUCAUGAAGAAGACGGUAGCCACCAAGCUAAUCGCAGAGAAGAUGGAGGUACCGGCCAUGCCUGGUGCCCCUCGCGUCGUGCCCGUCAUGUCGACGCCACAGACACACAAGCGUACGCCGUCUGGGCCGAUCAACUUCAUCAAGGGCGGAUGGAUGGCGCAUAAGCGUACAUUGUCGCACGGGACGAAGAAGACGGGCCGAGGGGAAGAAACGAUGGGCUCGCCUCGUCCGGAGAAGGAGAACAAGGCCUCUGAGAUGUCGUCGCCGAUCCGUCGUCAUCGCCGAGGGGUGUCUGUUCCAGGAACGGCGACAAUAGGCAUGUCGUCCGCGAAGGACCAGGCAACAGCGACACCGAUUCAUAUGCCUCGACAUAUCAUACCUCGGGCUCAACUUGCGGAGAUCAUGAACCGGCGCGCGUCUGUGGAGGUGCAUACGCCUCAGGAUGGGAAGAGGGUGCGGCCGAGCUCGGUUGUGAUCACGCCAUUGGGUCCCAAGCCGCGUCGGAGGGUUGAGCCCAUGCAUGUUGCAUGAGGGGCUUGUCUUCGUUCCUUCUGUUGCCUUUUCGUUCUACGCAUUUACGUGCACGAAUCUACAAGUCGUAGCCAACGCCUCUCACUCGUAAAGACUACACAUACACAUGUCUUGAAUGCAAUAACAUGGCG